GCGGGGCGACUCUCCCGGGCCCGCAGCCUUGGCUCGCCAGGGGCCUGCAGGAAACGCCAGCCUCGGUGGGCCUCGAGCGGCCUUCCUCCCUUUGACCCAGCAUUCUAGGUCACAUCCGACACUUUGUAACAAUGCCUGAGAUAAAUACCAACCACCUUGAUAAGCAGCAAGUCCAACUCUUGGCGGAGAUGUGUAUCCUUAUUGAUGAAAAUGACAAUAAAAUUGGAGCUGAGACCAAGAAGAAUUGUCACCUGAAUGAAAACAUUGAGAAAGGAUUAUUGCAUCGGGCUUUUAGCGUCUUCUUAUUCAACACUGAAAAUAAGCUCCUGCUACAGCAGAGGUCAGAUGCAAAGAUUACCUUUCCAGAUUGUUUCACCAACACUUGUUGCAGUCACCCGUUGAGUAACCCAGGGGAGCUUGAGGAGAACGACGCCCUGGGAGUGCGGCGAGCAGCGCAGCGGCGUCUGCACGCGGAGCUGGGCAUCCCCCUGGACGAGGUUCCUCCAGAAGAAAUAAAUUAUUUGACACGCAUUCACUACAAGGCCCAGUCUGAUGGUGUCUGGGGUGAACAUGAAAUUGACUACAUCCUGUUUGUGAGGAAGAACGUGACGUUGAACCCGGACCCCAAUGAGGUGAAAAGCUACUGCUAUGUGUCAAAGGAAGAACUAGAACAACUUUUGAGAAAAGCAGCCAGUGGUGAAAUUAAGAUAACACCAUGGUUUAAAAUUAUUGUAGAGACUUUUCUCUUUAAGUGGUGGGAUAACUUAAAUCAUCUGAGUCAGUUUGUUGACCAUGAGAAAAUACAUAGAAUGUGAAUGUGGUGAUGAAUGAUUACUGCAGAAUUUCUCUACUUAGUAAACUUAGAAUGACUUUUUUAAAAAAUUCGGUUCCCUGUCAGGAGAACUCUCACACGAUACGUUGACAAUUUACAACUUGUGUAGAAAACACAACUAAUAAUUUUGUGUCAUAUGCCCCGAUAUGUGCUCUGUUGUAAAAGGCAGUUGUGAGAGAUUAUUGUAAAAUGAAGGAGAACAAAUAAAACUUAAUUUAACCCUCCAGACGUGAUUAUAACAAAUUUGCACAACUUAGUGGCAUUUUUGGAACACUGCAGAGCACGGUGCUGUUUGCCAGGUGCUUUGUGUUAGCAUUAAAUCUCACCGUACUUCAGAAAAUGUGCAAAGGAAGCCACUUGGUCCAUGUGAACAGAUUAAACUGGCAGAGCAGGCGCAAGGGAAAUUAAAUGAUAUAGAUCCUAAGUUUAUCAUUCUAAGUUGAUUUUGUGAUUUCUUCAUUCUCAAAGUAUCACUUAAUACUUAAAAAUCAACCACUGCUUUUGGCGAUGAUAUAUUGGUUAGGUGAGAUCUUCUUUUAAGUAGUAUUUGCCCGGCCGGGCACGGUGGCUCACGCCUGUAAUCCCAGC
Messenger RNA from Propithecus coquereli (Coquerel's sifaka), 1420 nucleotides. RefSeq names its product isopentenyl-diphosphate delta isomerase 1 (gene IDI1). Gene Ontology annotation, cellular component: cytoplasm. The record is from RefSeq and is a predicted model, not a curated record. NCBI's taxonomy places the organism in Eukaryota, Metazoa, Chordata, Mammalia, Primates, Indriidae. The transcript has 5 exons. Gene Ontology annotation, molecular function: isopentenyl-diphosphate delta-isomerase activity. Gene Ontology annotation, biological process: isoprenoid biosynthetic process; isopentenyl diphosphate biosynthetic process. The coding region runs from base 132 to 815 and encodes 227 amino acids.